AAGAGGCAGCGGGUCCUGCCGCCCGCGAUAUCCCGCACCGCCCGCCGUUGCCCUCGGGGACGGGCGCCGUGAGGAGCGCGAGGAUGUCAGCUCGCGCAGCUAGGCCGCCCUUGGGGACACCGAGCGGCGGGGCCUGGCCGCCCCGGCCCUUGGCACCGCCUGUGCUGUCGCCUGGCAACGGCCCAGGCCUGAGGCGGCGGGGAGAGGCCCCAGGCGGCGGCGGGAGGCCUGAGGCGGUGGCAGAGAGGCGGCAGGGCCGGGCCGGCCGCGGAGACCCCGGAGCCAGGCUUGGCAUGGCUCAGCACGGCCUGUACCCCGGGAUGCAGGACAUUUCUCAUUUGUUGAUUAGCACCUUUAAGGACCUGUAUACUGCAGAUGUUAUAGGGGUGGACAUGGAGACAAACUUGAUCAAGUCCCGCGGAGGAGAUGAUGUUUAUCGUGAGACUUUUACGGAGGAGCUCCAGAAGCUUCUUGCUGAGUAUAAUUGCCGACUGACAGAAGCUGACAUAGUAGAAGAGAACAUCAUUUAUGCACAGGAGCGAGCAAUAGCUGAAGAAGAAAGGGCCCUAAACGUGUUGAAGGCAGAUGCUGGGGAAGAUUUCCACAAAAUAGGAUUGCCACCAGUGGCAUCCUCUUUCAGGUGGAUUGUGGAUAAUGAACUUCUCAGAAAACAUCAUUUCACGUGCCCUGAAGAUUAUAUCACUGAUAAAUUGCCUGUUACUAGAGCGCCAAAAGGAAAAUCAGAACCUGGCUAUGUCAAAGAAACAUUUAGUUUUAAACAGCACAUUGCUUCAAAUUCAGAGGACCAGAUGCCCACAGAGAUUGCACACCUGCAUAAAAAACCUGGUUGUCUGCCAGAUGUAUCUUUAUCCACAGUAACGUUGCCUUCGACUCCAGAGCCUAACUACCAGACUAAAAGGAGAAGUAAGUCUCUUUGUUUUUCAAAGAAAUCUAAUGCCUCACAGAAGCCAGCCUGGAAAGACAGUACUUACUGUGGAGCAGACAGAGAAAGCGAACGUGCUUGUAUUGCCAGACUUGAGAAGAGACAAAAUUACCUGAAGAACCCCCGCUUUUUCCCACUAAAUGCUCUGCAUGGAGGCAAAUCUCUUGUCAUUUCUCAGGAAAAGGUGGACGAAAACAUAGCCAGAAGAAAAGCAGAGGAUAAGAGAAGUGAUACCUCAUUUGUUCCUGUGUUUCUUGCUAAUCCACCUAUUGUUUUGUUUUCUGAUUAUGAAGUUGGUCAGGUUUAUGAGAUGACAAUAGAGCUACAGAACAUCACUUCAACAUGUCACCAUGUAAGACUUAUCCCUCCCUCUACUUCUGCAUUUGCCAUUGGGCAAGGAAAAUUUCCAGGAAAGGGAGGAAUCAUUGCUCCUGGGAUGACAUGCCAGUAUACAAUCCAAUUUAUUCCUGAAUAUCUAGCAGAUUAUGAGGAUUGUAUAUCAGUGGAGACCCAAGCAUCAGAACCUCUUCUAAUACCAAUCCAAGCUAAAAGACCACCUCCAGUGCUAACAUUGCCUCACACUAUAGACUGUGGUUCCUGCCUUGUUGGAGGAAUAAAAGUAACACAGAUUUUGUGCAGAAAUGAGGGAUUUAGCACUGGCAGGUUCUGUAUAAUGCCAAAGAAAGCCUGGCCAUCUCCUAAUUUCAGGGCUGUUGCAACUGUUGGUUUUGUGACACAAGAUCCAUUUGGGAUCCGUCCUGCGUUUUUUGAGCUAACUCCAGGACAGAGUACAAUGAUAGAGGUAGUGUUUUUCCCUUCUUUUCCAGAAGUCUCCCAGCAAACAUACACCAUUGUUUGUGACAAUUGCCAGGUCAAUGAUUUUACAGUCACAGGCAUUGGACAGCUGGUAGCUCUGGAGCUUUUGUUUGUCACGGGUGGAGAAAGCAACCCUGAACUUGGUGAAAUUACCGAUGUGACAGCACAGCAUCUCAUACGAUUUGACCCCCAAAACCCACACAGCUCCGUGGAGAAGAAUUUGAUUAUAAGAAAUUCUACCCACGUAGAACUUCCUUUCUACUGGCAGAUAAUAAAGCCUAAUCUGCAACCAUUAAUGCCAGAAGGAACUGCAGACUUUAUGAAGCUCAAAUAUAACCGAGACACAGAGUCAGCCUUCUCCCUGAAUCCUAAACAGGGAGUUUUGCUUCCCCAUGCUGAUCAUGAAUUUGUUCUCACUUACGCUCCACGGGAGCUGAAGAGUUAUCACAGUGUGAUUCAGAUGGUACUGAGGGACAUCCCGGAAUCACAUUGUUUAGUAAAAGAAUCAGUGCUUCAAAACAUCCCAGAAUACAAAGCAGAGGAUGUAAUAACAAUGGAAAUAGAAGUUAAAGGUUCAACAGAACCAUUUCAGCUUCUUCUGGAACCAUAUGCCAUUAUCAUCCCUGGAGAAAGUUUUAUUGGUGUAAAUGUGAGAAAACCGUUUAAGAUGUGGAAUAACAGCAAAUCGUCAAUCAAGUAUACAUGGGAGAAAAUCAUUGCAUGUGAUAUAGUGGAAGUUGAACCUUAUACUGGAUUCAUAGAUAUGACUGAAUGCUGUGAAUUUGAGCUGGCAAUUACUGGAGGCAAACCUGGCUGUGUCAGCCAUAACCUGCAUUGUAAAAUCGAACACUCUUCAGAGCCAGUGGUACUGCAUGUUGAGGCUGCUUUUAAGGGUCCGCUUCUUUCUAUCAAUAUUCCAUCGCUCCAGUUAGGUUUGAUUAAGUGGGGUGACAGCGUGUUAAGAACCUUUGAAAUUCAAAAUCUGUGUCAGCUGCCAGCACGGUGGAGAAUGCAAGAAAGCCGGGCUUGUCUAGCUGAAAGGAAUGAAGAGGUAUCUCCCUUUACCAUUCAUCCAUCUGCUGGAGAAAUACCUCCUUUGGGUAUAUGCAGUGUCUCAGUUCAGUUCACUCCGUUGCUGUGUCAGCGUCUCCAGACAGUAUUAGAACUAGAGGUCGAAAAUGGAAAAGGAAGUCAUCUUCCUGUUUUUGUUGAAGUUCAGACCCCCCAAGCAUGUCUGAUGUCCAGUCAUCUAGUAAUCACUGAAAUUUAUACUGGAGUUCCUGCCAAAGCAACCAUCAAACUUUUUAACCAGAUACUGCUGCCAGCAAAAUACUUAUGGGGAAAGCUCAUUGGAAGUCAGGCAGCUUUCUGCUCUGCCACUGUCUCCCCGGCCAGUGGCACCUUAGGCCCAAAUGAAGAAAAAGAAUUGUGCAUAGAGAUAACAGCCAACAUCAUGGGUGAGCUGAAAGACCUUGUCCUUUCCUGUAGCGUAGAAGACAUGAUUGAACCCCUCUUCCUGAGCAUUUCUGGAGAAGUGAAAGGACUGCAGGUCAGCUACUCAAUACCUUGUGAAAGUGGAGCAACCAGUGAGGAAAGACAAAUGCUACAGAGCCCAGGUGAUCUUCUUUUGGACUUUGGAUCUGAGGUUGUAUUCAAAGACAUAGUAAAGCGUCAGCUAAUUCUUACCAAUCAUACUGGAAUCAGUGCUCCAUUCAAACUAGAAGCUGAGUAUUUUACCAGCUAUUCACUUACUCCAGAACAAGGACUCUGCCCCUCCCCAAACUACCUGGUGAAAAGGAGAGGGCCCAUCACAAGACAUGCAGCCAAAAGAGCACAGUCAGUGUUUGCAGCAGCAGUGCUGUCUCACGGGAAGGGAGUAGCUUUCCAUAUACAACCUUCCACAGGAACUCUGAAAGCCUUCCAGCAGCUAAUCAUAGAAAUAACAGCUUAUAACAACAUGUGGGGAGAGUACCAUGAUGAUCUUGUCUGUAAGGUGGGAGACUUGCAACCUACAUUAAUUCCUUUACAAAUGACUGUGAAAGGCUGUCCAAUUUUCCUGCAGAUGACAGGACCACAAACAGAGCAGCCCAUAAUCAGGUUUGGCACUCAUGUCUCUGGAGGGUAUCAUGUCUCCCGGAGUGUCCGGCUCAACAAUCCCACUCCCUUUGACAUUCGUAUGGACUGGGAAACUUACAAUCAAGAGAAAGAUGAUAAAAAGCUGAUAGAUCUGUUGGUGAUCUGUGGAGACCCUUUUCCUCUUAAGGACAUAGAUGAAAGUGAGACUGCAUCAGUUGGUAGCAAUUCAGAGUCAGAAAUUGUGUUAAAGUUGGAUCAAACCCCCAUCCCCUGUGAAAUCACUUCUUCAGCUUCACAAACCACAGAUGAGUCUUCAGAUGCGGACAACAAAGAAGAGGAAAUCAUCACUGAAGAACCUACAAUAAAGAAAAUCUUCUCUGUACUUAUACGACCUCACGAAGGGGUUUGCGCAGACAACCCCUACUCCAUAACUCCGAGACAAAUAGUGGUUCCAGGAGGUGGCAGCAUCUCCGUGCGCAUCUGCUUCACCCCGCAAGUCCUCCCGGAGAGCAUGAGUGAAGUGCAAUGCGAAGGGUUUAUGCUGGGUUUCAUGAGCCUCGACGACACGUUUGCGCAGACAGUGCCUAACAAAGUACGUCGUAGACAUGGUUAUGAAGCUCCACCAUUACGAAUAGCCUUGCAAGCUUUCAUCAGGCAUGCGGUGUUAAAAGUAGACAUGGAGCAUGACGAAGGAAUGGUGUUUUACUCAAUGGCAAGUGAUCUCAUACCCGCUCAGCCUCAAUUAGGAGUUUUGACAGAUUCUGUAAUGACUCAGAGUUUGCAACUCAUCAAUUGCACCAAGGUUCCUCUCUACUUCAGGCUGCUUCUGUCUACGCCCUUCAGCCUGUCUAGCACAGAUCCCAAAAAGAGCACCAAAACAUCCCACAGCAACAAGGAAGAAAAAGAGCAAAAACCACAGCUUGCACUUUAUCCACAGCAAAACAUGCUGGUGAAAGUGUCAUUUCGCACAACUCUGGAGUUACUUAUGUAUCAACAUCUGCCAGCCAGCCAGCUGCUUCCUGGAUUCCAAGUGCUCCAGUUUGAGAAUGGAGAUAGGAAGCUGAAGUUUGAUCAAAAUCUGGUCAUUGAAUAUAGUAACCGCACAACCCAGUUGGUCCCAGUGACUGCAUACCUUACUGUUCCAGUACUGGAGCUUUCUUGCGACACACUUGAUUUUGAGACCUGCUUUGUUGCACGAAGCAAGACUGCACAUGUCUUCCUGUGUAACAGGAGUGGCUGUAGAAGUUACUGGACUGCUUUGCUAGAUGAGCAGGAAAGGCUUAAUGACCCGGAAGUAUUUUCCAUCUCCCCUGCUAAUGGCAUUUUGGAGGCACGUGAAGGGGACCUACCCACCAAAGGCAUGUUGGAGAUCCGCUUUACUGCCAGGAGUAACAUUGAAUAUGAAACUACUGUGAUCAUCACUGGAAUGCUGGGAGAGAAGCCUUGCAAGCUAUGGAUCAGGGGACGAGGAACAAAUGAUGAAAAGUAUGAAGAUCUAAAUACAACUUAAGCAAGACAUUGUGAGAUAAAUCUCAAGGUAAUGGGUCAAAUGUAGAAAUAUCAUUAGCUGAGCUGGCAUUUUAUCUACUUCAGUUUUUAAUUAUGAACUGGAAUUUUAACAAAAUAAAAUUUGAAGUUAUGAGGAAUAAAAGUUCAUGG
Molecule: messenger RNA, 5494 nt
Organism: Dromaius novaehollandiae (emu)
Lineage: Eukaryota; Metazoa; Chordata; Aves; Casuariiformes; Dromaiidae
Gene: DLEC1
Product: DLEC1 cilia and flagella associated protein
Exons: 38
Coding region: 84-5345 (1753 amino acids)
Biological process (GO): negative regulation of cell population proliferation
Cellular component (GO): cilium; cytoplasm
Molecular function (GO): tubulin binding
Source: RefSeq, a predicted model, not a curated record